Messenger RNA from Folsomia candida, 1164 nucleotides. RefSeq names its product beta,beta-carotene 15,15'-dioxygenase-like. Gene Ontology annotation, molecular function: carotenoid dioxygenase activity; beta-carotene 15,15'-dioxygenase activity. Lineage: Eukaryota; Metazoa; Arthropoda; Collembola; Entomobryomorpha; Isotomidae. The coding region runs from base 1 to 1164 and encodes 387 amino acids. The transcript is spliced from 4 exons. Gene Ontology annotation, biological process: carotene catabolic process; retinal metabolic process. The record is from RefSeq and is a predicted model, not a curated record.
AUGUUACUCUACAGAUUCGAUCUGGAUGCAAAAACUCUGAACUGCGUUUCAAGACACGAUCCCGUCAAAGAGUUUGGCCUGCAGGCCCUUUCCUCCCACCCACUCACGGACCCAGAGACUGGCGAGACCUACAACGUCGGGCUGGAUAUAGUCCCCUCAGCAAAAUGGAAAGUUGUCAAGUUUCCCGCUCAAUGCGGAAAACUCGCGUUAAAGGAGACCAUAAAGAAAGGGAAAAUUAUAGCGGUGCACCCAUGCCGUGCGAAAUUGUAUGCGCCAUGGCUCCACUCGUUCGGAAUGUCGAAGAACUACGUGGUCUGGAUUGAUCAACCGUGUCAUUUCAGCGUCACCAAAGCCCUCAAGGCUGCCCUUAAAGGGUUCUGUCCGAGAGAAGUGAUGGAGUGGAGUCCGGAAAAGAAGAACCAGUUUUAUUUACUAAACAAGAAAACUCUGAAAGUCCUCAAGACCGAAAUCAUCUCCAAGGAUGCCAUUUUCUUCAAUCAUUUCCUCACCUGCCACGAAGAAAAUGGCCACGUGAUCCUGGACCUCUUUGGAAUGCCAGGAAUUCAAUAUUGCGACGUACAAGUCCUCGCCAAACUACGAUCUGGAAAAGUUAUGCAAGAUAAAGACUGUCCUCGCCUUUACCGCUUUGUAAUCCCUCUUAUCGGCGAGCACGACUUGGCAAAAUACCCGCAAAAUAAAAAUCUCGUCAGAAUUAAUUCCACCGCAAAAGCGGUUCGAAUUGGGGAUAAGCUAAUUCUCGAACCGGAACUAAUGUCCGAAAUCGCCAUGGAUUUUGCGACCUGGAACAAGAAAUUAUUUUCCGGCGAACAAAUCCGCUUUAUUUGGACGACUGGAGCCCUAUGUCCGUCCGUGCAUCACCACAAAGUUGCAAAGUUUGACGUGAAGACGAGGAAAUUUCUGACCUGGGAAGCUGAGCAGGAUCAACAUGUCGGCGAACCCUGUCUUAUUCCCCGAUCAGGUGCGAUCGAGCAGGAUGACGGGCUAAUUGUUCUGUUUGUGAAUAAUUAUCUGGAGGAAUUGGGCAAUGAAAAAAGAAAGGAUUUUCUGAUCUGGUUGAACGCCAAGGAUUUAAAGGAAGUGGGGCGAGCUUAUUUUUAUUCUGAAAUUCCGAUCGCACUUCACUCGAUUUGGAUGUCAAAUUGA